AUGCAUAUUGACCCGAACGAUCCGAACUCGCCGACUGCUGACCCGGACUCAGUAUGGAUUGGAUUGUGCGAAGAAGACGAUAACGCAGCUACUUGGUGCAAAACAUUUUUCUCGGACUAUGUCGAAAACUCAGUGAGAUUGGUUAUGGACCUUGGGCCAGAGGAGUGGGUGCCCAAGAGGAUGCUUAACUGCGCAAGCACGCUCCUUGCAAUGUGGCGAAAGCUUGUCAAAGAGGCAGAUCUCACGGUCUUAGCAGUGAAAAGAAAAGAAGAAUCUGCGAAAAGUGAAAAGUGGAGGCUUCGAUUUCAUAGCCACAACGCCAGGGCGCCGACGUCCUCGAUUCCUACGUUUGACAUAUCCCUGUGGCUUUGGACAACUCUGGCAGAAGAACACGGACUUAUCAAAGUGCUUACAUUUGAUAAGGUGGAGGCAACCUCUGAAGAUACCAUUAUAAGUUGCCAUACCCUUUGGAAGCGCGCUCGUGAGCUGGCCAUCGAUGCGAAAUCUCGCAUCGCAUUUCAUGCCAAUAUGCUUUUGUCCGCAAUGGCUGGUUUUAGGCCAGGAUGUUUAGAGAAUGUUCGCUAUAGGGAUAUCGUUAUAUCAGUCAUACGAGACCCGCAAGAUCAUACGAAAAUCAAACACGUGGGAACUGUGACGAUAAAGACAAACAAGACGAAGGAAUCUCUCUCAUCCAGCCAAACCGACAAGGUUAGCUUUUCCGUCUUCUUCAUACCAUUCCCAUUAGUAUGCCUUCUCAGUCUUAUUGUGUCACGGGCACUUCAAGACAAUGCAUUUGAAGCUGGUUACGUGAAUGAAGAGGAAUUCUUAACACGACCAAAUCUCGGGGAUGUCGACUACAUCCCACUACCUUGGAAGAAAGAGAUGCUAGAUCAAAAAGUCUUUGAUCUCUCCUAUCGACAAUUUAAUGCCAUUUGGCAUAAGUUAUGCAUGUUUUGGGGUUGCAGGGGGGACCCACCACGUCUGUAUACGAUGCGUGUUGGAGCCGUUGCAAGACUGGACAAUAAUCCCCUCUUCUCAAGGGCUCUGAGCAAUUUCAUCUUGAAACAUACGACAGCGGUAAUGGGGACUUCAUAUCAAACAACGCGAGUUAGAGAAGACUUAUUACAAGCGGCAUUCGGCCAGAGAACCGGAAGCGACAAUGGCACCCUUUUUGCAUUCCUUCGAAACAUGUCCCUAACUCGAGACCCGAAUGCACCAAUCAGGCUUGCUCCAGAUGAUUGGGUCGAGUUCAAUAAGCGUAGAGAUGCGACUGAAUUGCGCACAGCUAAGGCUGAAGCCCAAAAAGAAGGCGAUACCGGCUAUUUGAAGAUUAUGACUUCGAGACUCAAAUCUCUGCGCAUUACAUGGAAUGCCUUGAAAUUGCAGAUAAGAGAAGAAAAUAUCUCGAAGAAGCCGAUCGAGCACGAGCACAGGGACUACAGCCGCCUCGCAGAGGAGCAGGAGGAGCAGGAGGAGCAGGAGGAGCAGGAGGAGCAGGAGGAGAAGGAGGAGAAGGAGGAGAAGGAGGAGAAGGAGGAAGAGGAUGACCGCGACAUGAACAAGAAGUGUCACAAGGCGGCGGAGAUUGCGGACGACAACAGCUUCAGAUGCGCCAUUUGCGAUCUUGAUUACAACAGCCGCGUAAAUCUCACUGGCCACUACAAGAAGCAUGUGGAAGCAAAGUUCUUUGACAAAUCGUUUCAAUGUCCGGAAUGCCGACGGAACAAGGUCUAUGUUGUUGUAGAAGAAAGCUAUCCUGCUUGGUUGAAUCAUCUCGAAAGGUUUCACGGCAAGCGCUAUACACCGCGUUUUCCACAGGCCUCGAACACACCAGCCAAAUACCCAUGCCCCUUCUCCAAUUUUGGAACUAAAGGCAAGCACAGGAAUUUCACCUUCCGAAGUUUGGUCGGUCACUUCACUCGUGGUCAUCGUCCCGAACAGGACGCCAAGACGAAAGGCAGGUUUAAAAACGCGAUCGAAUACCCUAAAUGCGCACAUCAAGCAGACCGGGAUGGUGCUGUACCGUCAAUUGAGAGCAUCUGGGACUGGAAACAGCAUUUGGAUCUGGCUCACGAUGACCAACAGCAAACAAUGUACCAGUGUUUCCUCUGUCGGGAUCUUAUCCGUACCCCUCGGGGCCUUAAGUCGCACUUCUGGAACGCACACGAAAAUGGAGAGAACUUCUUCGCAAAUCCUUUCUCGUGUCCAGAGUGCGUCCGAAUUGGGCUGACUAACCAACCCGAGAUCCUCGGAAGGAAGGCAUGGCAAGAACAUGUCGAUCAGUACCAUAAUGGAGGGGCCAAGGAGAUCCUAGUCGGCGGAACUAUUCAUGCCUUCCGAGAACAUCGAGCCCAAAUCUCGGAUCUUCAAAAUGAUGGGGUUCAUCUCGACGGCUCCGUGACACCCACGCCCAGGAGAACCAGCCAUAAGAGCGACAGGGAGCCGGACCUGCGAUCAGACGCCGAGAUUAUUCGGUCGGACGCAGCCGACCUGGUGUUGGACAUCGCACCGUGUACGGAUGCUCGAAAUCCGAGACCUGGACAGGGAGAAAGAGGGAACAAGAGAAAGAAAAAUGAGAGAGAACUUGAUCCAGAGCCGAACAGGAAGACCAAGCGACGUCACUAUCGUCUUGGAUGUACUCCUACUCUGAACACCCAACCUGUACUGGAAUCUGAUAUCCCCAUUGACCCUGCUCUCUAUGAAUUAGUGUUUUAA
Molecule: messenger RNA, 2715 nt
Organism: Mytilinidion resinicola
Lineage: Eukaryota; Fungi; Ascomycota; Dothideomycetes; Mytilinidiales; Mytilinidiaceae
Exons: 5
Coding region: 1-2715 (904 amino acids)
Source: RefSeq, a predicted model, not a curated record